CUCCAAUUAUAGCAGACAGCUGUGAUCAGCCGUAAAAUCAGCUGUCCACUCUCCUUUGCUCUCCUGUCUGCUCUCAAAAAUUGAAUGCCGUCCAGAGUUACCAGCAACAUUAACAAAACCAACAAAACAUCCAAGAAGUAUGGACAAAGUGACAAAUAUGAUGAUAUUCUGUGUGCUCUUGGCAGCUAUUAGCAGCCUCGUGUUUGGUGGAGAAUGGACGGCCAGUGUUGUCAAAGACCUUGACGCCCUGGUUUCAUCCUGCGUUGUGAUACCCUGUUCGUUCACCCAUCCCAAUGAAAAACAGCCCACCUCCAAGAUUAGAGCGAUCUGGCAUCUUAAAAGCGAUAGGAAUCAACGCAUUUAUUUUGAGGACCAAACGCAGGUUUUGGAUAGUUUUAAGGGCCGGACAAAGUUGUUGGGGCAGCUGGGUCAGAACAACUGUACCUUAGAAAUUACUGACAUUAGAGAUCAUGACAAUGGCCCUUUCUGUUUCCGUGUUGAAUUGGUUGAUGCACCUCCCAAGGAAAAGUUCUCCUUCAUUGAGGAUUGUGUCAGGUUGAAUAUGCUCUCUGAUGCUCCAAAACCUGUACUCAGUGACCCUAAAUCAGCCACUCAAGAUCGCCCUUACAGUCUCACCUGUUCAGUUACCCACACCUGUCCCUCCCAUGCUCCUAAACUGAAAUGGAGUAGGGGCACCGCAGAUGAUGAUGUCACUGAGGUCCACAGACAACUUCCUAUUGGCUUAUGGGAGGUACACUCGACCCUGACGUUCAUUCCUGGGGAGAAGGAUGACCACAGUGAGAUCACCUGCACAGCAGAAUUUCACGGAAAAGAACGGAGGACGUCCUCUUCAACAAUGACACUCUACAUAAAACGUACAGAAAACUAUAACCACAUCAUCAUUCCCACAGUAGUUGGGAUUGCCACUGCUGUGGUCUUUGGUGUUCUCUGCAUUUUUAUGACAAAAAAAUACAAGAAACGCAUUGCAGAGCUCCAAAGUCAGGAAGGCAGCAUGUGGAACCGACUGUCUAGGAUGUCUCGCAGGAUUCGUUCUGGUGACUCAGAACCAUCUCAUUCUGAUCACAGAAGGUCUGUUUGGAGCAGAUUUUCUAGAAGGCCUAAAGGAGACACAGUGGAUUUGGGUCAUAUGUCCAGUAAUGUGAAUUCAAAACCGUGUGCUGACCAGAAAUUCUCUAAGCCUCGUUUCCCGUCCCCCAAAAGCCAGCCAAAAUCCUGCAGUUACAAAGAGGACCAUGAUGAUGGUGACGAUUACAUGAACACUGCAGACCUCAACGUCUAUGGAAACAUCUGAAAA
This is a messenger RNA of Larimichthys crocea (large yellow croaker), 1315 nucleotides long. RefSeq names its product myelin-associated glycoprotein. The transcript has 14 exons. The record is from RefSeq and is a predicted model, not a curated record. NCBI's taxonomy places the organism in Eukaryota, Metazoa, Chordata, Actinopteri, Sciaenidae. Bases 140 to 1312 code for a protein of 390 amino acids.